Trichophyton verrucosum HKI 0517 is the source of this 372-nucleotide messenger RNA. RefSeq lists its product as uncharacterized. Lineage: Eukaryota; Fungi; Ascomycota; Eurotiomycetes; Onygenales; Arthrodermataceae. The transcript has a single exon. The record is from RefSeq and is a predicted model, not a curated record. The annotation marks the transcript as partial.
UUAACUAACUUCUCCGACCUUCCUUGGCUUCGAUGGGCUAGACCCAACUUCAGCAGCAAGGCAAGGCAAGGCAAGGCAGGCCAGGCAGGGUUCAAGGGUCGACAGGCAGGAGGAGGAUCCUCUUCGUUCUCCGUCUGCUUCGCUGGCAUUCUUCGUCGUGCUCGUCCCGUCCUUGCAUGGUCAAGGGCGUCUUUUCCUGCUUUCUUCGCUCGUUACAUCAUAUCCCCCGAACAUGAAACAUGUCUCUACCGUUCCUCUCUGACUCUAUUCGACUCCCCAGCCUCUGCUCUGCUCCUCCGCGUCUCCAUCGCCCUCGCUACUGUCGUCAUCUCACCGUCUUUCCCCCCUUUUUUAUAUAUCCCCCUGUGCUAA